AUGACCCAGUGCUCCAGGCCCCAGCAGAAUCAGCUCAUUGCUUUUGUGAAGCUGUACCUCCUCACGCAGCGAGGAUCGGGGACAGGCAGCAGCCCCUGGGGACACGCCACCGCCGGUGCAGGGGACAGGCACCCGAACGGCGCAGGAGCCAGCCGGGAGGAUGACAGCCAAUGGCUUCAGAACCACUGCAUGAAAAUGGGAGAUGCCUAUAUUAUUGUAUACUCAGUGACAGACAAAGUUAGUUUUGAAAAGGCCUCUGAGCUAAGAAUCCAGCUAAGAAGAGCAAGGCAAACAGAAGACAUUCCUAUUAUUCUUGUGGGCAAUAAAAGCGACCUGGUCAGGUCCCGGGAAGUCUCAGUUGAUGAGGGACGGGCCUGUGCGGUUGUGUUUGACUGCAAGUUCAUCGAGACCUCAGCUGCUCUUCAUCAUAAUGUCAAGGACCUGUUUGAAGGUAUUGUUCGGCAGAUUAGACUUCGCAAAGACAGUAAGGAAGACAAUGCGAGGAGAAUGGCCAACACAAAAAGAAGAGAAAGCAUAGGAAAAAAGGCAAAGCGAUUCCUUGGAAGAAUUGUGGCAAAGAACAAUAAGAAGAUGGCUUUCAAAGCAAAAUCAAAGUCUUGCCAUGACUUAUCUGUGCUUUAGAAGCGCUCAGCAAGACCAGAUGUUGCACGUGGCAACACAGCAUUUGACUGUUACGAGAAGUGUGUGAAUGAUCCUCGUGGUGAUAACAAGAAUGACUUAUCAAGUGAGACUCUCGUUAAUGCCUUAAGGUGCACAAGCAAGUCCGGAAGUGACACUACAAUGUCUGCUUCAUUGAUAAAUGGUUUCAGUUUCAGUGUAUGCAAGCUAAAUGAACUAAUUUUGAAGUGGCUUGACAUGCCCACAUUUUCACUGUGUACAUAUGUUGUAUAUCCUCUUGUCCUGUGGAUACUAGAGAUGCAAAGAUGAGAAAGGAUGAUGAGUAUCACCAUAGACUUGUCUUGUUUGCAGAGCAAAACUUAAACUUGUACGCAGGCUCGUACACUCUUUUUAGUAUAAAGCAAGCAAUGAUAAAUCUUUUUAAACUUAAAUGUGGGGAGGGGGGAGUAGAACCACAUUAGAACAGGAGAAAACAAAUUACAUAUAUAUAUAGCUAAAUACAGAACAGAUACCAUUUUAUGAAGUUAAUUUGCACUUCCAUUAGCUGUUAUUCAAUUAAUUUGUUACUUGUUUACAUGCAGAUUUUAUAAUAAAGUAUUAUUUCCUGCUAUAAUAAACUGUGCUUUUCUCAUUGUAUGGAUAAAGAAUGAGAGAGCAGUAUUUUUGUACUGACCUUUUUUCACUGUGCAAAAUGUUCUACACAGGCUAUGCAGAUUUACAUGUGAUAAAGUUCUGGAACAAGAUGAAUCAGGAGUGUCUUGUGUCCUUUUCUUCAAUAGGCAGUUUCUUUAAGAAGUAAACCCUACUUUUGUGAACACUCCAACAGCUCAUAUAGGGAAGAGGUGCCUUGACCCUUCAUAUAAUUGCUCGUCUUCAGCCUAGUUCUCUUGUCAGCUCUGGCAGGGACAGACCUCUCUGUCAUGACUUUAGUUAGACAGAUGUCUUGUGUCUAUACUGAUAAAUUGAAGCCGGCACUGUUCUACUUUUUAAUUUCUCUCCUGGCUUGAAGGUCUUGUGUU
Opisthocomus hoazin is the source of this 1658-nucleotide messenger RNA. NCBI's taxonomy places the organism in Eukaryota, Metazoa, Chordata, Aves, Opisthocomiformes, Opisthocomidae. The record is from RefSeq and is a predicted model, not a curated record.